Messenger RNA from Miniopterus natalensis, 2353 nucleotides. RefSeq names its product basal cell adhesion molecule (Lutheran blood group) (gene BCAM). Gene Ontology annotation, cellular component: plasma membrane. Gene Ontology annotation, molecular function: laminin receptor activity. NCBI's taxonomy places the organism in Eukaryota, Metazoa, Chordata, Mammalia, Chiroptera, Miniopteridae. The record is from RefSeq and is a predicted model, not a curated record.
CAGUGCUGUGGACGGGGAGCCCCCAGACUCCAGGGCCGAGAUGCGCAGCGCCCCGCGGCUGCUGGUGCUGGCGCUCCUGCUGGGGGCGCACCCAGGUGCCCAGGCUAAGAUGAAGCUGUCUGUGCCCCCCCUGGUGGAGGUGAUGAGGGGGAAUCCCAUCACCCUGGACUGCACCCCUUUGGGGGACCAUAAAGAGUUCUUGCUGAAAUGGUUCCUGGUCGACCGCUCUGGGGCCCGCCACCUCCUGGCCGAGGCCCAAGUGCAGGGCUUGGAGGUCCAGGCCACGGUGCACAACUCCUGGAGCCGCAGCCCCCCAUACCAGCUGGAAGGCCAGGGGCACCUGGUGCUGCCGGAGGCCCAGGUGAGCGACCAGUGGGACUAUGUAUGCAUAGUGACAGCAGGGGCAGCGGGCACUGCCAAUGCCACCUUGAAGCUUCAGGUAUUUGCAAAACCAGAGACCACCGAUGUCUCCCCCAACCAAGGGAUACUGUCUGUGACCGAGGACCUUGCCCAGGAGAUCGCCACCUGCAACAGCCGCAACGGGAACCCGGCCCCCCAGAUCAAGUGGUACCGGAAUGGGCAGCUCCUGCAGGUGCCCAUGGAGGUGAACUCAAGCGGCUACAUGACCAGCCGCACAGUGCGGGAGGCCUCGGGCCUGCAGUCUCUCACCAGCACCCUGUACCUGCGGGUGCACAAGGAGGACCGCAACGCCAGCUUCCACUGCUCGGCGCACUAUCGCCUGCCCCAGGGCCGGCACGGCCAGCUGGACAGCCUGCCCUUCAGCCUCAACCUGCACUAUCCCACGGAGCACGUGCAGUUCUGGGUGGCCAGCCCGUCCACCACAGAGGGCUGGGUCCGCGAGGGCGACUCUGUCCAGCUGGUCUGCCGUGGGGACGGCAACCCCACGCCGGAGUACACGUUUUACCGCCUUCAGGACAAGGAGGAGAAAGUGCUGAAGACAAGUCUUCAGGGGAACUUGACCCUGGAGCGGGUGCAGCGGGGCCAGAGCGGGACCUACGGCUGCAAGGCAGAGGAGUUUGAUGCUUAUGAGUAUUCGGAGCUCUCCAAGACUCUGGAGCUGCGCGUGGCCUACCUGGACCCCAUCGAGCUCAGCAACGAAGAGGAGCUUUCCUUACCCCUGGGCAGCAGAGUAGCCACGAGCUGCUCCGUGCAAGGCCUGCCCACCCCUGCUCUACGCUGGACCAAGGACUCGGUCCCCCUGGUGGAUGGCCCCAUGCUCUCACUCAACUCCAUCACCUUUGAUUCCGCUGGAACCUACAUAUGCGAAGCCUACAUGCCCACGGUCCCCCUCCUCAGUCGCACUCGGACCCUCAAGCUGCUGGUUGAAGGGUUACCCGACCUAAGGCCGGAGGAGAUUCAGCCCCAGGCAGAGGGCAGCUGGAGAGAAGGAGACGAAGUCAAGCUGGUCUGCUCUGCCCGUGGCUACCCAGAGCCCGAACUCACCUGGAGCGAAAAGGGCGGCAGUUCCACAGAGCUGGUUCCCGGAGGGCAGGGCUGGGUGAGCAGCUCCCUGACCCUGAAGCUGACCAACGCCAUGAGCCAACACGGCAUCUCCUGUGAGGCCUCCAACCCACAUGGGAGUGCCCGGCAUGUCUUCUACUUCGGCCCUUUGGCCCCCCCGACCUCUCAGGCCGGAGUAGCUGUCAUGGCUGUGGCCGUCAGCGUGGGCCUCCUGCUCCUUGUCGUUGCUGCCUUCUAUUGCAUGAGACGCAAGGGGCGCCCCGGCUGCUGCCGACAGGGGGAAAAGGGGGCUCCGCCAUCUGGGGAGCCAGAGCUGAGCCACUCAGGGUCCCAGCGGCCAGAGCAGACAGGCCUUCUCAUGGGAGGUGCCUCUGGAGGAGCCAGGCGUGGCAGUGGGGGCUUUGGAGAUGAGUGCUAAGCCUGCAGACCUCCAAGAGGCAGUCAUUGGACCCAACCUGGAGUUGCAAGCAUGGGAGAACCAGCCCUGCUCACGCCCUGCCUGCCCCCGCCUUCCCUUCCCUUCCCGGCCUGCCCCUUUCCUCUCCCCCCUCCCUUCCUUCCUCUGCAGGCUGGGCAGGGACCUACAGACACUGCUGGGGGGGAGGGAGGGUGCGCUCGUGGGUGGGAGGGGACCUUCUUCCAGUGAGUAUGACUCUCCCAGGCCCCAGAAUAGCUUCUGGACCCAAGCCCGGCCCGGCCCCGGACGAGGCUCUGAGGGUCGGCUGGCUGAGGCUAUUUUUACCUCCUGCCUCCAUUGCUGGUCCCCCCACCUGACGUCCUGCUGUAUAGUCUGACACUGGAUCCCCACCCCUGCUCCGCCCCCUCAUCAUGGACACUGGAGUCUGGAAUAAAUGCUGUCACGUGGACACCA